AAUCACUCCUUAAUACCAAUGAGAACAACAAACUCAUACUCCUCACUUGUUUACAUUUGUACCAUUUUGUGUACAAUCCACAACAGAACCAGCACAAAGCCGUCUCAACAUAACAAACAAAUGACACUUGAUUAUUUUACAGUGAAACUCAUUAAACAGCAAGACCAUCUUUCUCCGGAAUGACAUAUAUGCUACUGUUUGUUCUUACUCUAGCACAACGGCUCCCCUGUAUCCCACCGUUCUUCUUCUCCGGAUAAAGUCCAGCAGAUAAGCAGAUGGAGUUAAUAAGUGAAUCGACCGAUUCUCCCCGUCCCCGGCUUUGGUUUCCUCGCAACUAUAUAUAUUUUGUUUGAUGGUCGUUAACCCCGCCUCAUCCUCAAAUUUCAGCAAACACCUUGUGGCUAAACCUUGAAAAUGGGGAAAGAUCAAUUGCAGGUCCUGAACGCGCUUGACUCAGCCAAAACACAAUGGUACCACUUCACCGCCGUCAUCAUCGCCGGGAUGGGUUUCUUCACGGACGCCUACGAUCUCUUCUGCAUCUCCCUCGUCACCAAGCUUCUGGGUCGCAUUUAUUACCACCACAAAGGUGCUCUGAAGCCCGGAAUUCUGCCUCCGGGCGUUUCCGCAGCUGUGAAUGGAGUGGCACUCUGCGGCACCCUUGCCGGCCAGCUCUUCUUCGGCUGGCUGGGCGACAAACUCGGCAGGAAGAAAGUCUACGGCAUGACGCUGAUGCUCAUGGUGAUUUGCUCCGUCGCGUCGGGGCUCUCCAUGGGGAAAGACCCCAAAGCAGUAAUCACCACGCUCUGCUUCUUCCGAUUCUGGCUCGGGUUCGGGAUCGGCGGCGAUUACCCGCUCUCCGCCACCAUAAUGUCUGAGUACGCCAACAAGAAGACCAGGGGAGCUUUCAUCGCGGCAGUGUUCGCGAUGCAGGGGUUCGGCAUCCUCGCCGGCGGGCUGUUUGCCAUCGUCAUCUCCACCUCGUUCAACGCCAGGUUCAAAGCUCCGGCUUACAGAGACAAUGCGGACGCCUCGACACCCCCGCAGGCGGAUUACGUGUGGCGGAUCAUUCUAAUGGUGGGUGCUCUGCCCGCAGGGCUCACUUACUAUUCGAGGAUGAAGAUGCCGGAAACCGCCCGCUUCACUGCGCUCGUGGCCAAGGAUGCGAAGCAGGCUGCGGACGACAUGGCGAAAGUUCUGCAACAAGAAAUUGAAGCAGAGGAGCACAAAGUGGAGCGAAUUGGGGAGGACGAGGCCACCGCGUACGGGCUGUUCUCCAAGGAAUUCCUCCGCCGCCACGGAACCCACCUGCUGGGGACGACGACGACUUGGUUCUUGCUGGACAUUGCUUUCUACAGCCAGAAUCUGUUCCAGAAGGACAUCUUCAGCGCGAUCGGGUGGAUCCCGCAGGCCGAGACGAUGAACGCGACCGAGGAAGUGUUCCGAAUCGCCAGAGCGCAGACCCUGAUCGCGCUCUGCAGCACGGUGCCGGGUUACUGGUUCACGGUGGCGCUGAUUGAUAAGAUUGGGAGGUUCUCGAUCCAGCUGAUGGGGUUCUUCUUCAUGACCGUGUUUAUGUUUGCUCUGGCGAUCCCAUACGACCACUGGACUCACAAGGAGAAUCGGAUUGGGUUCGUGGUGAUGUACUCGCUGACCUUCUUCUUCGCGAAUUUCGGACCCAACGCGACGACGUUCGUGGUGCCGGCGGAGAUAUUCCCGGCGCGGGUGAGGUCGACGUGCCACGGGAUAUCGUCGGCGUCAGGGAAGCUUGGAGCGAUGGUUGGGGCGUUCGGAUUCUUGUAUCUGGCACAGAACAAGGACAAGUCCAAGGCGGAUGCAGGGUACCCUGCGGGGAUUGGGGUGAAGAAUUCGCUCAUUGUGUUGGGCUUCGUCAACUUGCUGGGGCUUCUGUUUACGUUCUUGGUGCCGGAGUCCAAGGGGAAAUCGCUGGAAGAGAUGUCCGGAGAAAACGAGGAAGACGAGGCUGCAGCUUCUAAUGGGAAUAGGACUACUGUUACAAUUGCUUAGGAGAAGUGGAGAAGAGGUUAUGGUUAAAGAAAUAUUGGAGUAAUGAUGCUAGACUAGUACUAGACUAUAGUCUUAGAAUAUCCCUAGUUUGGUUGAGCAAGUCGGGUUUAUAGGCCGUUUGUGAAAUUCAGUUUUAAAAUUUUUACCUUUUGAUUCUGUUGGAAAACCUCGAAAAGUUUUCUUAUCAUAAUUUCUGUUCCGAACGAUAUUUGACGACUGUAUAUCAACUAAAGACUUUGGUUAAAUUGGAGUUUUGUGGUGCCAUAACAGCACCCGUUCCUACUAAUUUGGACCAAAUACCAAGCUGGACAGAUUAACUGUCGGCACAGGUGCAGUAAUUACACCAUAGUAUUUUCAUUAAUAAUUGUAAAACGCAAAAACAAUAGAAAUGGAAGUUGCAAACAAGCAUAAGCACAAAAGGCUGGAGAUUGAGGCCGAUGCUCAUUUGUUCCGUUUCGACGAUCUAGAGAGGCUGACCCCGCUCUCAUGUUCAAGGGACACAUCAUCCUCUGUCUGGUGAGAUGGAAGUCCAAAAUGGACUAGAGACGCAACCUAGGCGACACGACCUUAAUAACAAAUCAGUUGGGAGUCGUGCUAGCUCUAAAAGGUUUGUCUUCAAAACGUCGCCUCGGGUAAAGAUUGGUGGGUGUGUUCGGCAACAACAUAAGAAGGUGUCACCAGGGAAGGCUGCACCUCUUCCUCGGCAGGGUACUAAGGGGAGACAACAGCCUGGUCGGCGCGCCAGGCAGGUUCCAUAGCGUCAGCAGGUGGCAGAUCAUGUGGUGGAAGCUCUCGAGCAAUUGCGAAGGCGUAGGCUGAUCUUGCAGAAGGAAUCCGAGGAAGAUGAGGCCACGGUUGAGAAGCCUGUCCACUCUACGAAGUCACGUGCUUCGUCUGGUCCUUCUAAUGACCCCAGGAAGACGCCACUCAUGGAUCCUCGGUUUCCCGCCAGGGUUGCAACCCAGCCUGGCGGCUCGGCACCUCGGGUUCGCCGCGUAUGAGGAAAAGAGAUCUCAUUUUGUAGAGUACCCCUCGGGUUCACCUCGGGUUCGCCUCGGGUUCUGAAAAAAUAUUGAAAAUGGAUCUCAUUUUGUAGAGUACAACGAACUCGUUCCAUCUAUGGAAAAAAAAACCCAAGUUAAAACGAAGAAAAUAUAAGUCGAUGAAGAAAACAAGUUGCAAAGGAAAUCAAGAUUUAGUUAUGCUGAGUAACCAUGGAGUACUCACUUGAGCUGUCCGACCCCAUUAGCUCUUAGCCUCUGACCCAUACUAAGUUAGGGGUGUACAUGGGUCGGUUGGUUCGGGUUUAAGUAUUUUAAUCACCCGACCCAUGCACUAUGGUUUGGGAAUUAUCAAACUCAAAUCCACUCAAAAAAAAAUUAAACCCUACGGUUUGUUUCUAAUUGGGUUGGGUCGGGUUGACGAUAUUUUUAAGUAAAAAUCAAACCCAACAUAAAAUAUAUAAUUAUUAUACACCAUAAAAAUAUUUUAUAACUAAUUAAAAUUUCAAACAAAUAAACUGAGGUGAAAGGUAUCAAAAUUCACAAAUGUUGUUUGAGUUUUAAUAAAAUGUGAUUUACUUC
This is a messenger RNA of Linum trigynum, 3608 nucleotides long. The record is from the annotation of a GenBank genome assembly. NCBI's taxonomy places the organism in Eukaryota, Viridiplantae, Streptophyta, Magnoliopsida, Malpighiales, Linaceae.